AUGCGACGCUUCCUUGGGAUCAAGGCGAAAGCGUCCAAGCAACCUCUUGCCACCCACGACUCUUCUGAACCCGCGCCGGAGCCAUGGCAGCCUCCCUCCGCUGCGACCGUAGACGCCGUCGCCCGGUCCGAUGCAUCAACAUCCACGUCAGGCGCCGCAUACGCCGCUGAUACUCUACCUGCGACACAGACUUACGAUCGUGCGGGAACAUCACAUCCACCAUGGUCGACGAUGACACGAGCCUCACAGCAUCAUCAGCACCAUGACUCUUCCUUGAACGCUGCGCCAAGCUCUGGCCGACCGCUCGCGCCGGCGAGCUCAUCGCCGCGCGACCAGAGCACGGGCUUGUUCAGGAGGUCCUCGCUCGCGAGUUUGCAGUCGAACCCAUCACCACCGGUGCCCCCAAAGGACCGGAGAACGGUCAGAGUCUCGUUGGGAUCGGUUGUGGCUCCUGCCGCCUCAACGGACAAGGCUCAACACCAGGAUCAGGGUCCGUCGCGCAGGGGACAUCCUCAUUCCGUCAUCCCGGGAGGCCCGAGCGCCGACUCAGGCUCAGGGGCCACCGCCAACCAUGCCGCCCCGACAUCAACAUCGACGUCCACGUCUGCUCCAGCGUCAGCUUCUACGAUCAUUUCAACUACAACGAACAACAGUAGGGUCAGCAUCGCCAACACCCUUCCCGUUCGAUCCAACUCGGUCGCUUCGACGAACGCACCGACCCCCACGCUCGGGCAGGAGAGGACCACCUCGCCGUUGUCAAUCUCUCCUUCGUCCAUCACGGCACACUCGCAUCUCUCCUUUGCUAGUUCUAACACUCGUCUCGGCGGAGCAUCAUGGGGAGUGGGGAGUGGUGGGCGAUGGAACGAUGAUGAAAGGGAUCCGACCGCAAUCUAUGGCGAGUCCGGCUCCGGCCCAAGCCCUGUCUGAGCGCCUACCUAAAACAGUCGAGAGCUGACUCUUUCCAUCCUUGGGCCCACGCUUGCACAGCACCUGCAACAUGGUCCGAACUCGCCAAUCCGGACCUGGUCGACAACGUAUCGGCUCGGGAACGGACACGACAGGAGAUCCUAUGGGAAGUCGUCGCCUCAGAAGAACGCUACGUGCUCGAAUUGCGCUCGCUUGUCAACCUUUACGUUGCCCCACUUUUACACCCGCUCCUCACGACGACGACGGUACCUGCUACCAAAACAGCCACUCCAAGUCUCUCCUUCCUCUCCUCCCCAUCUCCGAUCCCUACCGUCGUCUCACCGCGACCCUCGUCUUCGUCUUCGACCCCCUAUCGACACUCGGCUUCGAUCCACGCCGAGUCUUCCUCGGACCUCCCCAUCGCCGCCCGUUUUUCUCGGUCACUGCACACCGUUUCAAGAGACCAUCUUCCCGAGCCAGUGACGCACGAUACAGACGAUGCAUCGUCGCUUUCGACGCCUCGUGCCGGCUCAAGAGCAACCCAAAAUUCGGCCAACGCCUCGUCGGCCGAAGAAAAAGUCAAGAACGCCAGGCUGUCGCUACCCGACCCAGCGGCGAGCUACCGAGGGCCUUCAUCGCAGGGGAUCAGAGGCAGGGUCUAUUCCUCCUUCGGCGCUCAAUCGACCAGUUCUUUGAUAGGGCCCGAUGCGGGGUCUUCGCACAAGCCAGGGGCUGUGUCCACGACCAAUCGGAAUCGGUUCUCGACCAUGUCAUUCAAAAACGCCAUGGCCUCGAUGAGAAGCGUCGCGACACCCAAUCAUGAGACGGCAGACGAAGCAGAGGAAGUGGGGCCAGCCCCAAGCCUGCCGGAUGCUUUGAGGAACGUACUGGAGAGCGUGCUGGAAAUGUUGAAAGGCCAUGAAGUGCUGGCAUCGAGUCUGUGAGUUGGGCACUCGUUGCGGUCGAGAUUUAACGGUGCUGCCCCGCUCACGUCGAACCUGGGCUUGUAAAUGAUCACAGCAAGGAACAGUGGGCGAAAGCUUUUCCCCUCGUGCGCGGUUUGGCGGCGAUCUGGUCUGAUCAAGUGAGCCAUCUCCCCUGUCACCUGCACGCGAGAUCGCUGUUCAGGCCACUAACUGGCUAGCCCUUCCUCAGCCCUGGUUUCUCGAGACCUACGCAAAUUACGUUCUAUCCCUCGAAGAAGCCCUCGCCAUAAUCGACGGUUGCAUCCCUUCCGUCCAUUCGAUCAACAAAGACGGACCCGCCAACUCCUCGAACCUCGGUACCCUCACUGCCAAAUUCCUCAGAAGAACCUCGUCAAUGCCAUCUCCAUCGACUUCCGCUACAGUACCUGCGUCAGCGUCGGAUCCAGCAAACCUUCAGCGCUUGAAGCGAAAGCUGAUGCAUUUGGAGGAGAAAGCGACCGAAGCGGGAGAGAGUGGGCUGGGUCUGUGCUUGAGCAAGCCCUUGAUGAGGCUUGGCAAGUUGCCGUUGUUGAUGCAGGCUUUGUUAUUCCAUACCGGUCAGUCUCCGGCGAAGGCGAAUCGAUCAACAGUCGAACACUAACCUUUCUCGGCACUGUCUGAAUAUCAGAUCCCACGACCCAUGAAUGGGAAAAGGUUAGAAACUUUAGUCUUCAUGCGUUUCACUUCCCUUCAGAAUACUGACAGUCUUCACCGAGUUGUCCGAAUAGACGCGUGCGAUGGCGAUCGAAGUCGACGAACUUGUUCGUUCGAUCGAAGACGAGAAGAUCGAAGAGGAGGAACGUUCGCGCGCUCGGGACGGCAUCGCUCGCAUCGAUGGGAUCCAGGACAAGGCCUUGAUGGCCCCACGAAGAACGCGAGUCUUGAUCGAGGAGACGAUCGCGCCUGUGGACGUGGAAGGCGGCCCAUCGGGCGGUGCCGUGAUGAAGGAGAAGACGUUGAUGAUCUCACUGGGGACGAAGGGAUCGAAGGGGACUUUGGGGAGGAGGAAGGGGACCAUGCCGAGGGGAGGCGAGGAGUGGCUCGUGCGCUUCUCUGAUGUGACGGUGCGAUGCGCCAAGGUCAGAGAGACGGACCUACCCUUUGGGUGUGGAUUCUCCAAGAAGAAUGAAGGAGCAAAGAGGGAGAAGAAGCUGAAGAAGGGCAAAGUCAGAAACUUAUGUGAGUCGGUCUCGACUCCAUAUUGAAACAGCCCUAAAAUUGACGCUUCAUUGGGGCGUCCGCAGACCGCUUUGUCAAGGUCGAGAAAUGGGAAACACCGGAGGACGCCGAAAAGAACCUAGCGGCAUGGCUGGGUCGACCUUCUCAGACCGAGUCUGCUACUGCUGCGAUCGAGGAAGCGGAAGACGCCGACGACGACGCCGAAUCUCGGAUGAGGUAAAUUCCAUUGUCUGCUUUCGGUUCAGCCAUUACCUUUGAGUACUAAUACUGCGUGAUACCCUCUGGUAGUUUCCGCUACGAUGCCGAUGACCCACGACCCGUUUCACCCCGCGUGUUCCGAGCCUCGUCCCUCCCUGCAACCGGGGCUACCACGAGCGGGACCGUUGGAGCUCGCAAAGUCCCUCGACAGUCCAUGACGACGCAAUCGGUCGUGGCGAAGCAAUCUCCCGCGAUCCAAAAGCACGGGCAACGUCUUCGCGUCGCGUCGGAAACACUGCCCCGGUUGACGAGUCCGGUUUCCCGACAGCGAUGGGAGACCCCAACAGCUGCCAGUCAGGCGAGGGCGACGCCCGUGGGAUCGGUUUCGACGAGAGCAUCGUCACGGUCACCCAACAGUACACCUACGAGCGGCAAUGCUCGAUCGGGACGAGGUCUGACUCCCCCGGCGACGAGCACGAAGCGUGCGAACUCGGCUUUCGCUACCACCAGUUCUCGAGCGGGGCAAGCCGCGACAACGACUAGUAAGAAACAGUCGUCGAACUCGACGACAAACAAGGUCGUCCCGUUGUCGGUCUCAACCACUUCGAUCAAUGGCCUCGGCGAGAGGGAGCAGUCGACGAUGGCACUGUACGGGAAGUAUUGGGAAGCCGCGGACGGCGAGAAACGAGUAGAGGCUUGA
Messenger RNA from Microbotryum saponariae, 3948 nucleotides. The record is from the annotation of a GenBank genome assembly. NCBI's taxonomy places the organism in Eukaryota, Fungi, Basidiomycota, Microbotryomycetes, Microbotryales, Microbotryaceae.